AAAAGCGUCGAGAGAGGAGGCGUGGCUGCUGAGGUGUGUGAGAGGAGUGCAUGCAUGUGAUACGAGAUGUGAAUCCUUAACGUCCUAUAAGUGCAGCUACAGUCUCCGGCUGAAGCACUUUUCUCCAGUUCCACGACGACCCUAAGUCUACAAUGGCUACGAGUGUUCCUUCCCCGGCAAAAGCGAGGCAACUGUACGUGAGGACGCCUCUCCUCUGCAGCAGAAAGCUCUCCGAACGUGUUGGAGCCAACGUCUGGCUGAAAAUGGAGAGUGUGCAAACGUCUGGCAGCUUCAAAACUCGGGGUCUCAGCAACUUCGCGAAGAAAGCGGUGGAGAGAGGCUGUACCAGGUUUGCCAGCUCCUCUGGAGGGAACGCGGGACUGGCUGCUGCCUACAUAGCACGGCAGCUGGGCCUCCCCAUCACUGUGGUGGUCCCCGAGACGACGCCGUCGUUCAUCGCGGACAAGUUGAGGGAGGAGGGGGCUGAGGUGGAGGUAGUGGGGAAGGUAAGAGGCUUCCUGUCUUGUGACUGUCAUAGGAACUGGUGUCAGGGAAUACAGACACCUCUCAAUGCGAAUAUCUCUAUAAUUAGGUAUGGGAUGAAGCCAAUAGGAGAGCUAUGGAGCUGGCCCAACAACCUGCACAACCUCAUAAAUCAUUUCCCCAUACAUGGGUGUGAGCUCAUCCAUCCUUUCGAUCACCCUGACAUUUGGGAGGGACAUGCCUCAAUAGUGGAGGAGAUACAAGAGCAGCUGCAGGGUGUGACCCCGGACCUUGUGGUCCUGAGUGUGGGAGGAGGGGGACUGAUGAACGGGGUACUGGAGGGAAUGGCACGAGUUGGCUGGACGCAAGUCCCUCUCUUAGCCAUUGAGACCCAGGGAGCUCACUCUCUCAAUGCCUGCGUCGCCGCCGGAGAGUGGGUGGAGCUUGAUGACAUCACCAGUAUAGCGACGUGUCUGGGAGCCAAGAGAGUGUGUGAGAGAUCGUACCAGUGGCUGUCUCAGCAUCCUGUUCUCACUGCCACUGUCACUGACAGAGAAGCCGUCUCCGCAUGCAUCAACAUUGCAGAUGACCACAGAGUGCUGGUUCCCCCAGCCCUGUGGAGCAGCUCUGGCCGGACUCUAUACUCCAUCAGUUUUGGAGACGGUCACUCCCAAACUGCCACACCCCUUAAGAAUGUGGUGGCCAUCCUCUGUGGUGGGAAUGGGGUUAAUCUGGAAACUAUUCAGCAGUGGAAGAAAAACAUAUAAUAUUUAAUUUUUCAACUAUUGUUUCCAGUGCCACUUUCAUACAUCAUCUGUAUUAUCUCUCAUCAAAACAAUGGUCCAGUACAAAAAUAAUAUCAGAGGUAUAAAAUCAAAGUUCAUUGAAUGUGUUCUUCAUCAGCGACUUCCUUGAUAGAGAGGAGCUCGAGAGUUCCUCUGCCUUUGGUCUCCUGCCUCACUGCCUCCUCCACCACUCUGUAGCACCCUGGGUCCAUCAGACACUCCUGCAGAGAGGGAGGGAGGCGUAUAUAGGGGAGAGGUUGAUAAGUUCA
This is a messenger RNA of Geodia barretti, 1537 nucleotides long. The record is from the annotation of a GenBank genome assembly. Lineage: Eukaryota; Metazoa; Porifera; Demospongiae; Tetractinellida; Geodiidae.